GGUUUUUGUAGAUUUGGAGAGCUGAACAUUUUUCUGUACAAUAGUAGAAACCGGAAGUACCCGAAAAUAAUUAUUUCAAUGACGAGAGUAUGAGUCUCAUUGAAGGCAAAUAAAAAUAAAUAGUAAUACUAAUUAACGUAUCGAGAAUUUUGGCGCCAUGUGGAGAACCGUGAGAACUUACUCUAGAUAGAAAAUACUGAUAUUAAGUAUAGAGUCAUUUUUACGAUAAGAAAGUUUGUUAAUUUAAAAUAAAAUAAAAUCUUAGAAUAAAAGGCAAGAAAAACUAUUUUCUAAUAAAUAAAUAUAAUUAUUGUGAUUUGAAUUUUUUUUUAAAUAUAUGAAGCUAUAAAAGUUUUAGAUUCAAUUUUAAAUAUAUAACGUAAAUAUCUAGUGGAAGAUUUUGUGUUACCAAGAUGGCUGAUGAAAAUUUAUCAGCAAAUAAGAGAAAGCUUUUUGACGCAAAUGAAGAAAACGAAAGUUCGCCAUCGAAAAAAAAUUUAUCAGAAUCCCAAGAUAACCUGCCGUCAUCAUCAAAAUCUACUAGCGUGGAAGCCUGUGAUGAUGAAGACUUUGAUAUAUACUCGGGCAAUUAUGACUUUUAUAGUAUAAAUGACAAAUAUGGUGACCACUUUCCACUUCAUACGGCUGUUGAAAAAAAUGACUGGCCUGCAUUUAUGGAGCUUUUACGAAUUGGUAUUGACAUCGACGCUCCUCGAUUGGAUGGUGAUACUGCGCUUCAUAUUGCCGUGAAGACAAACAAUUUGGAUAUGAUUGACUGUCUGCUUAAAUAUGGAGCUAAUGUCUAUGCUAGAACAAUUUAUAACGGAAAAAUAGGGUACACUGCAUUACAUUUAGCUGCCGAACUGAGUCCUCAAAAUACUUUCGAGCAUCUGCUGUCCAUAAAACCAAAUUUUCAUAUUUCUUCCCACCUGAUGCGUAAAAGAGUUUUACACUGUGCACUUAAUCGACGUAGUGUUAAAAUGAUUAAGUAUUUAUUUAAAGACACUGACAUUAAUUCUAUUGAACAUAAAGGUGUAAAAGCGUUGCUGCUUUCUGAAGAAGAGUCAACUAUAAAUCCUGUGACAGAACUCAACGAAACCCCGCUUUUUCUUGCUGUAAAAAGAGGGUACAUUGAUUUGGUAAAAAUGAUACUAGAGAAUGGAGGAAAUGUUUACUCACAUGGUAAUUAUGUUAAAUAUGAAUUGUGUUCUGUAUUUCAUGUUGCUGCUGACAUAAACCGCGAAGACAUCAUGAUACUUCUUAAAAAUCACGGUAUAAUUGUAAAUACUAUAACAGAAUAUGGUUUGAACGCACUGCAUAUUGCUGUUUUGAAUAGUAAUUUACCUUUGGCCAAGACUUUGAUAGACUGGGGUAUAGAAGUCAACCAAAAAGGCAACGUAAAUUCAGUGAAUACAAGAGUAACGCCGUUGCAUAUCGCUGUUAAAAAUCGAAAUUUCAUUUUAAUUGAAUUAUUGAUUACAAAUAAAAGUAUUGAUGUCAACGCGACUGAUGGAACACAUAAGUCUGCUCUUUAUAUGGCUGUUGAAGCAGAGAGACUUGAUUUGAUCGAGUUUUUACUCACUCGUAGUACUAAUAUUGACAUCCAUAUGCUUAAUACUAAAAAUGGAUGCACGGUUUUACAUCGUGCUCUAGAACUUAAUAACAAAAAUAUGGUUGAUCUUCUUCUCAAAUACGGCGCUAAUCAUGAUGUCUUGUCAAUACACGGAAUGCAUUCUAUUCACGUUGCUGCGGAUAAUGGAAACCUGAUAGCUGUUGAAAAUUUUUUGAACAGUGGAAUUGAUGUUGAUUUGCCAGUUGUAGCUUUCGGUUUGAGGCCACUACAUAUUGCUGUGGGAAAUAGGUCAGUGCCAUUGGUAAAAUUACUUUUGAAAAAAGGCGCUGAUGUUGACGCAUUUACCGUGGAAGGAAAUCCACCACUUCAAUUCGCUGUUAUGUUUAACAAUAAAAAAAUGACGGAAAUACUUUUAAAAUUUGGCGCAGAUAUUAAUUUAGUUAGAAAAUUUCCUGAUCAAUUUGAUAACAUUGACCAGAUUUUAAAAGAACACUUUAUAAAAUUGGAAACUGCUAAUAUGUAUAUGAAUAAGGAAAGUUGGUUUUAUUGUUAUUACUCCAAUUUAGUAAAAAAAGGAAAAGAUUUUAGUAAAAAGUCUAGUCGUUAUGCUAAGGAAAUAACACGAAUGAAAAAAGCAGUUAUCCAAAAUACUACAGUUAAUUAUAAUGAUUAUUUAAUUAAAAGUGAUAAUGAAUUAGCAUCUUACGCUAGGAAUCGUGAUGUAGUUAAUGGAUUUACGCAAAAUCAAGUGAUAAUAAAGUUCCCUUUAUAUUCUAAGAUAAUUAUUAAGCGUUUCAAUAAAUCUUUGGAACAUUGUAAGUUGUUCAAUCAUGCAGAAAAAUUUUUGACAAAUUUGUUUUGUGAAUUCCUACCGGUUACUUUUUUACGUAAUAUAUUAGAAUAUUUAAGCAUUGACGAUUUAAAACCUUUUGAAAAUUAAUGAUAGUCAAAUCAGUCGACGUCUAAUGACUUUUUGAUUUUUUUCCAAACAAAUUAUCAAAAAAAUUGCAUUCGUAUUUUUUUUAAUUAUCUACAUGUCUACAUUUUUAGUUUUAUUUAUUUUUGUAACUGAUUUAUAAAAAAAAAAUUCAAAAAACUGUAAAUUGCCUGCUAAUUUAAUG
This is a messenger RNA of Microplitis mediator, 2694 nucleotides long. Its product is annotated as putative ankyrin repeat protein RF_0381. The record is from RefSeq and is a predicted model, not a curated record. The coding region runs from base 414 to 2513 and encodes 699 amino acids. Gene Ontology annotation, molecular function: protein binding. The transcript has 2 exons. Lineage: Eukaryota; Metazoa; Arthropoda; Insecta; Hymenoptera; Braconidae.